GUAGGUAGAGCUUUGAUUGAAUUGUCCACAUUCCACGCUGAUCAAUUUCAAUGCUACGCAGGCUGGUGCCGGGCCCACUGGGCUUGUUUUGGGACUGACCCUCCUUCAGAAUGGCAUUCAAGUUCGCAUCAUCGACCGAGAUCCCAACCGCCGUCCUGGCCACCGAGGCUUUGGCUUGCAGCCACGCACGCUGGAGCUAUUCCACUUCCUAGGUGUUCUUGACGAUGUGCUCGUUCAAGUGCUGCCUGUCCUACCGAUGUGCCAAUACAAGUUGCCAGGCGGCGUGGAGACGCUCAAGAUCUCGACGUUAGCAGCCAUAGAAGAGCCUACGCCUGCCUGCCCCUAUCCCAAUGCAAAGCUAUUGGGCCAGGACAAUACAGAGGCGAUCCUCCGUUCACACAUUGAGCGCCUCGGAGGCACUGUGGAGUAUGGCACCGAGCUUCGUAGUUUUGAACAACACUCCGACCGGGUCGUAGCAUUGCUUGCCACGAAGGAGGGAGAGCUUGAUAAGACCGAGACUGUCGUAUGUCAUUGGCUUGUAGGGUCCGACGGCGCCCGAGGCACUGUUCGCAAGCAACUCGGUCUGUCAUUCCUUGGAGAUACUCGCUAUGAGGAGCAAACCGUGAUUGGCCUGGUUGAAGUGCAGGGACUGGACGCAGAGCAUAUACACCAGUGGGUAGGCUUACCAGGUAGCGGGUACCUGCUCAUGACACCGACUGAGAAGCCUGGCUACUUUACCAUCGGCCUCACAGGGGAGACGGACGUCGAGAAGCUGGUAGCGGACAGAGACGCACUGAUUCACGCCAUACUCAAGCGGAUCGAGCGACAAGACCUUGUAUUCGGGCAAGUGGAAGCGGUCUCGUCAUUUAGGCCGAACAUCCGCAUGGUAGACACGUUUGGCGCAGGUAGAGUCUUUGUCGCAGGCGACGCGGCACACAUCCAUAGUCCUGCUGGCGGCCAGGGCCUGAACUCCAGCGCUCAAGAUUCCUUCAACCUGGCAUGGAAGCUUACACUUGUCGAGAAAGGCCUCGCCUCUCCCUCCCUGCUAGACACGUAUACCGAAGAAUGCCUUCCCGUCAUUGCCACGAUGCUGCAGAAUAUCACGUUAUUCUACGUUGCCAUGCGAGCUACUGACCAGCACGGCUGGUGGCGACCUCAAGAUGCUCGGCGUCGACUAUCGCUGGGGCUCCGGUGGACGAGCGCACAACCAGGGCACAGUUGUCUCAGAGUGCCAACCCACAGGCUCUGGCGCAGAUAGUCAUCUCAGAGCGUGCAACCGUACGCCUGAUGCUCCCGGCUCGAGAAGCAUAACAGAUAUAUCUUCAAC
Fomitopsis serialis is the source of this 1327-nucleotide messenger RNA. RefSeq names its product FAD binding domain-containing protein. Lineage: Eukaryota; Fungi; Basidiomycota; Agaricomycetes; Polyporales; Fomitopsidaceae. The transcript has 10 exons. The record is from RefSeq and is a predicted model, not a curated record. Bases 257 to 1258 code for a protein of 333 amino acids. Gene Ontology annotation, molecular function: FAD binding.